AUGGACCGCGGCAGUCUUGCCCCAGGCUCAAUCUUCGACUCCGAGCUCUACCCCAAGCGCGAAACCCCUUCUCCCCCUUCUCCAAAACGCGAACCCCGCAACCCACGCACCGCCCACCUCCGCGCCCGCCGUCACAUCAUCGGCCAAGCGCACCGCCGCUCCCGCAUAUCCCCGGUGGUCAGCAUCCGCAAGAAAGAACGCGAAUGUACGAGUAAAUCUCCGAUGUUCAAGACGUCCGUGAAGAAGCUGGGGCCAUUGGCGAGGCAGAUUGCAGGAAAGCCGCUCGGGGAGGCGAUGGUGCAGAUGCGGUUCUCGAAGAAGAAGGCCGCGAGGGAUGUGCUCAAGCAUUUAGUGCUGGCGAGGAGUACGGCUAUUGUGAAGAGGGGAAUGGGGUUGGGGAAGGGGAAGAAGGGAGAGGAGAAGCUGGGAGCGAAGGAGAGGGAGAGGGUGGAGGAGAAGGGGGUGGGGGUGGGGGAAAAGGUGCCUGGGGGGAGGUGCUGGAUGGGCAGGGAGAAGCGAAGAAAGCUGUUGUUGUACGAGAUAAGGAUGGCAAAAGACGCACCAUCGAGGACUUAA
Messenger RNA from Bacidia gigantensis, 576 nucleotides. RefSeq lists its product as uncharacterized. Lineage: Eukaryota; Fungi; Ascomycota; Lecanoromycetes; Lecanorales; Ramalinaceae. The coding region runs from base 1 to 576 and encodes 191 amino acids. Gene Ontology annotation, biological process: ribosome assembly; translation. Gene Ontology annotation, molecular function: structural constituent of ribosome. The record is from RefSeq and is a predicted model, not a curated record. Gene Ontology annotation, cellular component: mitochondrial large ribosomal subunit; ribosome. The transcript has a single exon.